GUUGGCAUGAAAAUUGAAAGAGCAUGAAGAGAGUAUAUAUAUUUACAAAAUUAUUUGUAAUACAAUUAAAUAAAGAAAAUAAAUUGCCAUAAAAAGUGCAGUAAUUAAAAAGACAAUGAACUAAUGUAAAGAACCGGCUAAUAUAAUUUCUAACUGGAACUCAGUUCGCUUUUUCGUUUCUUUGGUUUUUUUGUGUAAUUUGCGCUUGUGUGUGUAUGUCUGUUCGAGAGUGAGUGAGACAAAAGUCGAAAAAAAUUACCGUGAAAUUUUAGCAGUACGUUAUUUUUCUACAUUUUUUGUACGUAUGUACGUGUACGUGCUUGUCGUCCGUAGUUGUCGUCGUCGUCCUCUUCCUCUUCCUCCUCAUCAUCCUCUUUCUCAAUGUUGAUGUGGGAGUGGAUGUAGAUGUGGAUGUGCAUGCGGAUGUUGAAGUUGUGUGUGUGCGUGUGUCGUCACCGAGCAGAAUUCAUUGGGAACUUCAAGUUUGCCGUUAACGUAAACAAUUGCAACAAAAAACAGUAAAAAAAAAAGUGAAAAGAAAAGAAAAAGAAAAAAAAUUGUAAAAUAACAAACUAAAAAGCGCUCAGGUAGCAGCAAAGUAACUGUAAUUCUAGUGGCGUCCUCAUCGUGGGGGCCAGGCUAAGCCACUGUGUUAAAAGCGGCCCAAAAACGUCGCAGCAACAGGAUCAAGUGCCACUUACACCAAACGGACAUCAGCCGUAUCAGCCGACCAGGGAGUGGAAGCAGCGGCAACAGUAUCACCAGCGCAGGAAGCGAUCCUUCGAAGGUCCUCCUAUGUUCCCGCAAACGGGAGGGGGUGGGAAGGGAUCAAGGCCACAGUCAACACACCAGCAACAGCAGCAGCAGCUCCAUCAGACGGCGCAAUCACACCACCACCACCACCUACAACAACAGCAGCAGCAACAACAGGAUCACACGGUGUUUGUGCCCAAUCACAAUAAUAUCCACCACCAUCAGCAGCAGCAACAACAACAACAACAGCAGCAACAACUCUUACAACAGCAGCAGCAGCAUUUACAACAGCAACAUCAUCUGCAGCAGCCGCCACCGCAGCAGCAGCAGCAGCAGCACCAACAUCAUCAACAGCAUCAAUCGGUCAUCUUCUACCCCACCCCAGCCACCUAUCCCGGCCACACGUCCAGUAGCAGCAGCAAUGCCAGCGGUGGCGGCGGCGCUGCCCUUCAAUUGAGCGCCGCCGCCAGCAGUGGAUCAGUGGGAGGACAUGGGCAUCAGCAGCUUGGUCACCAGCAUGGACAUGGACAUGGACAUGGACAUGGUCUAGGCCACGGUCACGGGCAUGCCGGCGUGCUCACUCCCUCGAAUAGUAACACCAAUUUGGCCCGGGCUUUAAACAAUACGGCCUUACCGCCCCAUUUUCAGCAAUCAGCCGGCCUGAUUGCACCACCUAGCAAUAAUGCGCCCGGUGGAGCAGCCACGUAUAUUUCCACCGCCUACUUACCCUUCACCACCCAGCCCCUUAAUCCGCUCAUGGGAAUGCCGACAACUGCAGCUGUUGCCUUUCCCACAAAUGGUUCUACGGGAGCUCCAGCAGCGGCAUUUUAUGCUACAGCCCCUCCACCACCACAGCCGCAACAGAAUCAGCUGCAGCCCGCUGGUCAGCAGCAGCAGCCGCCGCAGCAGCAAGUCCAAGCUCCCGCAGCUGGGCAACCACAGCCUAUUUAUUAUGUAGGUACAUCUGGACCCGGUGUCAGUGCCCAAAACCACCAUCACCACAACAACAAUGGUGGAAUGACAGGCGGUAAUAUUUCCCACAGAGCAGGAGGAGCAGGAGGCAGUGCAGUAGGCAAUAGUGGCGCCUUGCGGACUGGUGGACAAAGAGCGGCAACGGCUCAGCAUACAAAUUUUUUUACUUACCUUCAACAACCUUCCGCCCCACAACGUCCCGCACUUGUCAACAAUCCCCCAGCCACAGCAGUUGGCCCAAUUAUGACUCCGCGAAGUGGAGCACCCUCCUUUCACAUGCCGCAGGCGUUUGUUCCCGGCAUACCGAUUGCGACAACAGGCGGACUUACGACUGCCCCUCUGUUGGCCCCCACUGGCAUGAGUCAGUCACUUGCCGCUCCUCACAAUUCGGGUCCAGGAGGAUUGCAUGCCUAUGCCCAACACUUGCAGAGUGCCAGUGCUCCCGGCUUGACCAAUGUGGCCACAGUGGGGGUAACUGGUGGCUUCUCGGCCACAGCUAUGUCAACGGCGGCACCCGGUCAAGUGGGAUCUGCCGCUUGCGAUAAGAUGAGUAAGCGCCGCUAUGCCAUUCCAAUUAUACAUCCCGACACCAAGGAGAAUGUCCUCGAUCCCAAUAGCUCGGUGUUUAUCAAAAAGGAUUCAAAUUGUACGCUAACUCCAUGCACAGCCUUGGAUAGCAGUGAUAGCACCAUGUGCCUGUAUAAGGCCCCCACACUGAUGUCUGUUGAGUCCGAGUCGUCUCUUGUUUCUGGGGUCAUGGUCGAUCAGGAAAUGCAAACGGUGAAGGCAUCGCCCAAUCUUGAACGGCAGUCCAUUUCCGCAGAGGACCACCAGAGUAGAGGUCUCACUUUUGGAGAUGUCGACUCGAUUGAAUCAUCGACAACAACAACAACUAUUAGCACAGACAAGGAUCAGAUAAGUGUCAUUGUCAAGGAUAUACUGGCCCAUUCUGGCAAUGCCGAGGAGCAUCUCAGUUUCUUGCAAUACAGUGAUGUGGACAAUGCCACGGAGAAUCACGUUGCCGCUUUGCCUCAGGUACACAAGGAGUUAAAUUUAAACGAAUUUGUAGAAUCAUCCGGCCAAUCACAGGCGGUGCAAUUUAAGGAGUCAAAGAAGCAGCGUCCGAAAUCGGCCAACAAGCAAAGCACAGCCACGCCAACAUCUAUAGCGAAUGACGUGGCCGAAGCAGCCGCCAGCGGCUGCUCAGGCAAUACCAUUUUACCCAGAAGCCAUCAAAUGCAGGCUUCAACGACAACCACCAGUGCAUCACAGCAGCAAGCCAAAGAGCAGAAGCCAACUAAAUCCAUAGCAACAGCAACUGCAAUUCCUGUCACAACGGCUGCAACAACAACAACAACCACAGCGGCAGCAGCUACAACAAAACAGCAACAACAACAACAGCCAGUAGUGGUUGUGGCUGCUAGUUCACCAACAAAGAAGCAAUCAUCACCAGCAACCGCUACUAAUUCAGGAGCAUCUUCAUCAAAUGCUUCUACACCAACCCAUCAAGUACCACAGCAGCAACAACAACAACAACAACAGCCUCAAUCACAGCGACUUAAGGGUUCGACGACGGCAAAUGCUGCUGCUGGUGGCGCAGUAGGAAAGGUGACACAACCGACUGGAAUUGCAGCUGCUGCACGUAUUGCUGCACCUGCCGCAACGUUGGUUUCGGGCGCAACCAGUAAUAGUAACAAUAAUAAUAAUAACAGCAACAACAAAAAGAUUCGUAAGGCACAAAAACGGGCCAGGGAGCUGGAGAAAAAGAAUAAAAAAUCAUCGAUACCAAAUACAAGCAUUCAAAGCGCUAACAGCAGCAACAACAACAACAAUGCCAACAAGACAACAAGUGGCAGCGUCAGCGGCAGCAGCAGCAGCGUCUUGCAUAAUGUGACAACAAAAAUAACUGCAGUGAAUAUUAAUAUCAAUAUUAAUAACAAUAUGAAUCCUACACCAAAUACAACUGCGGCUGCUGUUAUUGUUGUUCACAAGGAUAUAAUUGAAACAACAAAACCUUUGUUGGCUGCAACGACUACAACAACAACAACAAAAUUAAUUAACGCCGCCGAAAGAGCGACGACUACAACAACAAAAACUACAACAACAACAACAACCACAACAACGACGACUGAUAAGCUUAGUGCAACUAGUAAUAAUAAUCCUAGCAUAAGUUCUAGCCUAAGAGACAACAAAUCUCCCACACCACAACCAAUUCCAAAUACUACACCUCCAUUACCCGAGCAACCCAAAGAGCAAACAACAACAAAAACAACAACAAACAAUAUUUGCGAGCUUAAUGAAGACACAAGUGAUUGCUGCCAAGAGGAUGAAACCAUUCAAUUCUCCGAGUCCAAUUCCAAGGAGCAAGACGACGAGGAGAAGCAGCAGCAGGAGGAGGAGGAGGUGCCAGAGGAUACCACACUAAAAAUGGAAAAACAACAUAUGGCCACUGAUGAAAUCGUUGCUAAAUUUUUGCAAAAGAGUUGUUCUUCCGAAUCACCUAGUAUUGAAAGUGAAUCACCUCGUCAACAACUGCAGUUCCUUAAUAGCAGCAGUUCCGUAUGCGAAGACGAGGAUGCCACGAUCAAAACGACAAUAGUGAUUGGAAGAAGCACGGGCGAGGAUGGAUCUGCAGUUGGCGAUUUGAAAUUUGGUGAUUUUAAUGAAGAGCCGCGACAUGAGACCGGUUUCAUAUGCAGUUCCACCUGGUCUAGUUCGGUGGUAAACAAGUCUCCUCCACCAGUGGCAGCGGCUAAGAGUCCUGAUUCCUCAGUACUCCUUACAAAUAGUAGCAGCAGCAGCAACAGUAGCACCACAGAUCAUGUGGAUUGUUCACCAAAACAGCUGCAAACAGCUGUUGUGAGCGGGCUUGGUAGCAAAAAGUCUUCGCCCGUUCAUCAAGCAGCCAGCAUAAUUAAACAGAAGUCUCCACAAAGUCCAGAAAAGAGCCAAUGUCCAAGUCCCAGCAAGGUAUAUAAAUAUACCAUCGAUGAGCUGCGUGAGCUUUCCAAGCUUACCGAGUCCCGUAAACCACCUAUGGUUCCAUGUCAGAAAGGAGACUGUAUUGCUCAGCUAUUUGUGUCACGUCAGCAGCAACAGCCACAGAGCCACCAUGGCCACGUUCAUAGCCAUCACAUUCAACAGUAUCAGCACAUGAACUUCAAUGAAUCGCUCGAUUAUGUGCCCGGUAAGCGUGGUCGCAAUCAUGGUCACGGCUCGAACAAGAACAAACAUCAUGAUGUACAUCAGCAAUUGGCGGCUGCUGGCCUGGGCAAUCCGGGCGCAGGAGGCAUUUUAACCAAUUUGGGGGCAAAUCAACGUAAUAUGGACAUCAUACGGGUGCAGCUGUCAUUGAAGGAGGAGAUUAAACUAUCCGAAUGCGAGAAUGCUUGGCAACCCGAGACCUUGCGUCGCACAUCAACGACCAGUAAUGCCGAUGAAGAUGAGAAUGUGGAAGCAGUUUUAAAAAAGGUGCGUGGCAUACUAAACAAAUUGACGCCGGAUAACUUUGAUGUGCUCCUCAAAGAGAUGUCCAGCAUCAAGAUGGAUAACGAGGCCAAAAUGACAAAUGUGAUGCUGCUGAUCUUUGAAAAGACUAUUAGCGAACCAAACUUUGCCCCAACCUAUGCUCGCUUCUGUAAGGUGCUGUUUCAUGAGAUCAAGGCGGAGAAUAAGUCACUUUUUACCAGCUCCCUGAUCACGCGCAUUCAGCAUGAAUUCGAAUCGAAUGUUAACGAUGCCAAUGCCAAGGCAAAGAAGCUACAGCCCACUAUGCAGUUAAUUAGCGAGUGCACAGAUGUGUCCAGAAAAUCUGAGCUUCGCGCUGAAAUGGAAGAUCUAGAAUAUCAGUUCCGACGACGAGCCUGGGGCACAGUCCGUUUCAUUGGUGAGCUCUUCAAGCUGCAAUCGCUGACAAGCGAUCGUGUGCUACACUGCAUCGAGUCGCUAUUGGAACAUGGAUGCGAGGAGAAGUUGGAAUAUAUGUGUAAGCUUCUAACCACUGUCGGCCAUCUGCUGGAGUCGAGUGUGCCAGAACCGUAUCAGAGUCGCGAUCGCAUUGAAAGGAUAUUCCGUCGCAUUCAGGACAUAGUGAAUCGAUCCCGUGGCACUUCCCACAGGCAACAGAUUAACAUUAAAAUCAGCAGUCGUGUAAGAUUUAUGAUGCAAGACGUCUUGGAUUUACGUAUUCGCAAUUGGGAUCAACCUAAUCAGCCAACGUCAGGGCAGAGCGGACGGCAGCAACAGCGUCACAAGCAGCAAGUGGAUGAGCCAAAGGAUCAUGGCCAGCAACACCACCAUGCUGUUCGUGGUGGACAGCAGCAACAGCAGCAGUCGCAUCAGCAACAAAAACAUCAUCAUCAUGGACACGACGGCACCGGUGGCAAUUACUUUCUACAGAAGAUGCCCAAACAGCAGCAGCACGAGAAUCAAACUGUCAGUAUUGAUCCAAGCAAAUUGCGCUUCAGUAGCAGCACCACCAAUGACGAGUCCACUGCCAAAUUGGGCAACUCUUCGCAUUAUCAGUGGCGCAAUGCUGGCAAUCGGCCUGUAAAUGCAUCUCCCGCCCCAACGCCGACUAGUCUAUUGAAGCGUUUGCCCACAGCACCCACAGCUGGACAACAGAAUCAGAAUCAAGGCAUUAAUUUCUCGCAAUAUCGACAUCCGCCGCCGCCUUUGGGUAUGCCCCUACCAAAGGCAGGUCGCAAUAUCAAUCCCGAGACGACAGAUCCCGGUAUCGAUGAUAAAAAGUGCAAAGAACUGGUAACCCAAUUGAUUGAAGAAGCAAUGGAUACACGUGCUUGGCAACCAGAAGUAAUGGCAAUCUGGCGUACAUUGCAAACGAAGCAACAAAUUGCUGUCCUUCGUUAUUUGCUGAUCGAGUAUCUGCAUAUGGCCAGAGUGAGUAGGCUACAGCGUCAGGCCUGUGCCAAAGUGUUUAUCGAACUGAUGCGUACCGAUGUCAUGGAAAAAACAGUUUUCACCCAAGCCUACAUAAAGUUCGGAGACGAUUUUCCCGAUGUCCUGGUGGAUGUGCCCAACGGAUGGGCCUAUGUCUUUGAAUUCUUAGGCCCAAUUAUGCACGCCAAAAUGUUGGACUUUAAGGAUGUAUGGCAGCGACGUUGGCACGAGAAAGCCUAUUUCACAGAGCGCUUUGUGGCCGCCUUUGUUAACUAUUUCGUUCAGGAAUUCGGGGCUGGCUAUGCCCGUAAAUUGUGGCUCAAUGAUUAUAAACUGGACAGGGGCCAGAUGUUCUGGAGCGAUACAAGGCAAUUUCGAGAUUUUGUGCAGUCGCAUGGCUAUCAUUUUCUCGAACCCAAUUAUGUCCAGCAUACUAAAGUAUCUACACAGCAGCGUACACCUACAGAGCAUGUGGAGCGUAUUGCUCAGUUAAUGGGCUGCUCCAGCGACAUGGCGAUUGACUAUAUAAAUACCAAUGUAGCUAUAAACACAAACUUUGUGAGGCAACUCACCAAAUUCCUUUGCUGUGACUUUGCACUUACUGUGAUGGCGUCGCCGGCGAAUACGAAGCCAAAUAACACGAAUAACAAUAACAAGAAGACGAAAAACAACAGCGUAAAGCCGCUGCAAUUAAAUAUGGAGAGCUUUAGGAACAGAUGCACACCAUUGCUGCGUCUGUGCAUAGAUGCCCAGGAGGCCCAUGAAAUAGCGUGCAUUGAUGCCACCGUGGACUCGUUGCAGCAACACUUUAUGGCCGAAAUGGAGGACGAGAUUGCUGCUGGUGAAACCAUAUGCAACACAUUUAGCAUACUAUACGAUUCGGAAGUGAUACCCAAGGAGUCGUUUGACAAGUGGUACAAGCUGGAGAUCGAGCAUUCAUCCAAUUAUCGUCGGCCGUUCAUAGACAGAUUGCGUAUGUUUAUUGAGGAUAUGUGAGGUUCAAUCAAUCCGGAGUAAUACGAAAACAGGGGGAGAAAACCCUAAUCGUAACACAAGGAAGAAAAUAUACACGCGGUCACUCGAGACACAUAAUAUUAUAUACCACACUAAUCUAUCGAGCGAUCGAUAUAUUUACAAAAUCAUGUUUGUAAAUUCAAUCUCAGACCAAACGACAACAAUAAUUUAUUUUAUAAUUAACCAUUUUUCCCCCCCAAAAAAAAAAAAGAAACACACACACAAACAUACACACACUUAUCACCACUUCAUAUAGAUAGAUGAUCCCCUUAUUUUUCAGAUCUAAUCAAUUUCUCCAAAUUGAAAACUUUCGAUUUUAAAACAGUUCAGACAUGGACACACAAAGUUUAAGCUGUUUUACAUUUCUCACAACAACAACGCGUUCCUUAAUUGAGAUCUGAAACCAUAUUGAUUAUCAAAUGAUUUGGUAAUGUUUCCAACACAAAAUCAAAAUUUAUAUACUUUCA
This is a messenger RNA of Drosophila willistoni, 8105 nucleotides long. It is a transcript of the gene eIF4G2, whose product is annotated as eukaryotic translation initiation factor 4G. Gene Ontology annotation, cellular component: eukaryotic translation initiation factor 4F complex. The transcript is spliced from 8 exons. The record is from RefSeq and is a predicted model, not a curated record. Gene Ontology annotation, molecular function: translation initiation factor activity; mRNA binding; protein binding. Lineage: Eukaryota; Metazoa; Arthropoda; Insecta; Diptera; Drosophilidae. Bases 796 to 7620 code for a protein of 2274 amino acids.